AUGUUUGUCCCUGUAGAAACUCGCACCGCCGCGGCCCCGCAGUGGCCGGCGGUUCGCAAUCACGACCACGUUACCGUUGAAGACAUUGACGACGACUACGAAUCUUCCGACGACGACAGCGACGCGUUUUCCACAGCGUCAUCCGAGGAUCUGACGAUCGAAAUCGAGUCGCUCAAACGCGACGCCGCAAACAAGGUGUUUUCGCCUUCCGCCGACGCGGCGUCCGCCGCCCCCGCUUCUGUGUUGACCUUCCGCAACAUCUGCUACUCCGUCUACGUCAAGCAGCGCAAAGGGGAGCCUUCCGCUGCCGGCCCGCAAUACGCGCGGCAGGACAGCACUUUAGCGAAUGUCCCCGGACUGCCGCCUCAGCAGGGCUUUCAGGAGUCUUCCGCGGCACAAGCUGGUGCGCCGGGAGCGGAUGGAGUUGCAACCGGCACCGAAACCGGCGCCGCGCCAGGCGGCGGCAUGUUCGGCGGUUUGCGCAAGAAGCGCGUUCGGAGGCAGAUCCUAACGGGCGUGAACGGCGAGGCGCGGUCGGGGGAGGUGACGGCGAUCAUGGGCGCAAGCGGAGGCGGAAAAACGACGCUGCUGAACAUCCUUGCGCAGCGAAUCUCCGCCGGGCGGCGGAAGGGAACGGUGGAGCUGGACGGGGAGGAGGUGAGCGCAGCGAUGAUUCGGCGCGUUUCCGCGUACGUGAUGCAGGACGACGUGCUGUUUCCGUCGCUCACGGUGCGCGAGACCCUCAUGUACGCUGCGGAAUUGCGCCUGGAGCCGAAGUUCUCGCGACGCGAGAAGGAGGAGAAGGUCACGCGGUUGAUCGACCUGCUUGGACUGGCGAAAGUGGCGGAAACGCUGAUCGGCGGCGAAAGGAAAAGGGGCGUUUCUGGCGGUGAGCGAAAGCGAGUGGCGAUAGGGGUGGAGAUGGUGAGCGACCCGAAGAUUCUGUUUCUCGACGAGCCAACCUCGGGGUUGGAUUCAACCAAUGCCUUCCGCGUUGUACGCGCUAUCAAGUCCGUCGCGAUCCAGACCGCGAGCAUUUCCGUGAUGGUGAUCCAUCAGCCAUCAUAUCGUGUUCUUUGUCUCAUCGACAAGCUGCUUCUCUUGGGCGUUGGCCAGGCAGCCUAUUUGGGCCCACCUGCCAACCUCCCAAGAUUCCUUGCCUCUCUGGGAAGCCCGGUUCCGGAAGGCUCAAACAGCACAGAGCAUGCCUUGGAUGUCAUGGCCGUGUUGCAAACCCAGGGUGUUACCGACAUCCAAGCCUAUGCCCAAGCCUGCGAAGUCGGUGUUACCGACCCUGUGAUGGCGGCUCGUAAGGCCCUGGAGGUGCCCAGCGAUGCUGGUAGCCCAGCGAAUCCCAAGGGGAAACUACACUGGGUUAGGCUUGGCAAAAAGGAGUAUGAAACUGUGGGGAAGGAGAAAGAGAUUAAAGGCUCACAAUAUGCAAACGGAUGGUUUGGGGAGCUGAUGGUGCUGACCAGGAGAGCUGCUGUUAACAUCAUGCGCACUCCUGCGCUGUACCUGCUGAGGCUGGCGCUCAUCCUUGUAACGAGUGUGCUUCUGGCGAUUCUGUUUUGGAAGCCAGGAGAAACGAAGGAAGGGGUGACGAUCCGGCUGUCCUUCCUGUCCUGUGCCUCCUGCAUCGUCUUCUACACCUCGUGCGAUGCUGUGCCGAUAUUUAUCGAGGAAUGCGCAAUAUUCACAAGGGAGUCAGCCAAUAACGCGUACAGGGCAUCAACCUACCUAGUGUCAUCAACCCUAGUCUACCUGCCGCUUCACUUCCUCAUGGCCUUCCUGCUCACCGCCGUCUCCUGGGGAAGCAUCAGCCUUGCGGGUGGCGGAGAGGGGUUUUUCUUCAUGGUGGUGGCGUGUUUCGUCAUGUUCUUCACAGCCAAUGCCAUCGCAACAUGUGUCAGCAUAUGCGUCAAGGACGUCGUCCUGGCAUAUGCAACUGCCAUCUCAAUAAUGUCCUACUUCUACCUCGUUAGUGGCUUCUUCGUUACAAGGAAGCAAAUGCCCAACAUGCUCAUAUGGCUACACUACUUGUCGCCCUUCAAAUACGCUUUUGAAGCACUUGCUAUAAACCAAUUCGACAGGUGA
Molecule: messenger RNA, 2097 nt
Organism: Closterium sp. NIES-65
Lineage: Eukaryota; Viridiplantae; Streptophyta; Zygnematophyceae; Desmidiales; Closteriaceae
Source: the annotation of a GenBank genome assembly